Messenger RNA from Gymnodraco acuticeps, 1498 nucleotides. RefSeq names its product gem (nuclear organelle) associated protein 6 (gene gemin6). The transcript has a single exon. Gene Ontology annotation, cellular component: SMN complex; nucleus. Bases 65 to 607 code for a protein of 180 amino acids. The record is from RefSeq and is a predicted model, not a curated record. Lineage: Eukaryota; Metazoa; Chordata; Actinopteri; Perciformes; Bathydraconidae. Gene Ontology annotation, biological process: spliceosomal snRNP assembly; spliceosomal complex assembly.
GGAUUUUAAAGCCCUAAAAUAGAGGAAUAUAUCCGUAUAUCGAUUCGUGAGGUGGACCGCAGUGAUGCAGUGCGACUGGCCUCUGUUGGGUCCGCUGCAGUGGAUGCGUUACGUCAACAAACAGGUGAAGGUGAAGGCGGGAAAAGAUGAGGAGCGCCGCGGCUGGCUGCUCACCGUGGACCCGGUGUCCGCCAGUCUGGUCCUGGUGGACUUCAAGGAGGAUGGGGGUGCUUCUGUGCAGGUGGUGAUGGGCCAUGCUGUGGAGGAGGUGGAGGUGCUGCAGGAGGCCGAUGAGGAGACCACACAGCGCCUCCAGAGCUCCUUCCUCCCCGCGAAGACCCGCAGGCUGGAUCCGGAGGAGCAGAGGAAGAGAAGAGCUGGCGUCCGGAGCUGGCUGGAGAAGAACCGGAUCCCGGUGGAGGAGGAGGGGGAUGAGCUGAGGGUGGCCGGGGUCCUGACCAUCACGCCCCCGUACGGACCUGAAGAUUGCUGCAGCUCCAACCAGAUCAUCCUAGACCGCAUCCAGAAACUGAUCCAGAGUGUGUUUCAGAUACAGCCAGAUCACACAGAAACUGAUCCAGACUGUCCCUCAACUAUGGAAGUAUAAAGAAACCCCUGAACAACAGACAGACACAAACCAGAACUGGAAACUUAAUUUAAAACUGUCAGAAAGGUUACAUAUUGUAUAUGUACAAUCUAUGAUUAACACUACCAAUCAGAUUCCUGCUCUCUGUCUCUCUACCAAUCAGAGGGAGCAGCAGAUGUGACUGACAGUUGGUCUGAAUCCAGUUUGAGUUCAGAUUACAUUUUUGUUCACAUUAAAUUAUUUUAUUAGUUGGGAUUACGUUUUUUUUGUUUAGGUUAAGUUAUUUUCUCUUGUUUUCAGUUUAAGUUUUGUGUUCUCAUUUUGGUUUGUGUUACAAAAUAAAAGUAUUUCCUUUGUAUGAUACAGGAGACCGUUUGAAAUGUUUUAUACCAAAUUAAUAUUCAUGUUUACUAUACUUUGAUCAUUUUUCUUCUUUCAUUAGAUCUAUUCAAUCUGAUAUCAGAUGUCAGAUAUCCAGUCCUUGAUAAAACAGAUAAAAACAUCUGCUCAGUUUCCAAGAGUCACACAGGUUUUCAGGUAAUUUAAAAUUAAAAUAUUGAUAUAAAAUUGGAAACAAUGAAUCCAUAUCCAAGUUGACUAAUUGAUAGAUUAACUAAUUGCUUGAGCUCUAUUUGACAGUUUGUAAUACUGUUUACAUGUCUCCUUAAGUCUGGAAGAGGUGUGAAAAUGUGUUUAUAAUAACUGAACAUAUACAAUUUCUUUUUUGACAAUAGCAGUAGGCCAAUGGAGCUUUGGCAAUGCAGUUACAAGUUGUGUCCAUUGAUUCUUGAUUUUAAACUUGUUUAUUCAAACUCAUACCUUUUUAGAAUUAUUGGUAUGGAGGAGUAUUAGGGCCAGAACAACUAGAGUAGAACGUUUUUUAAUUUUAAAAAUAAAGUUUAAAUGUCUGUA